Messenger RNA from Photinus pyralis (common eastern firefly), 572 nucleotides. Its product is annotated as LIM/homeobox protein Lhx6-like. Lineage: Eukaryota; Metazoa; Arthropoda; Insecta; Coleoptera; Lampyridae. Bases 108 to 572 code for a protein of 154 amino acids. The record is from RefSeq and is a predicted model, not a curated record. The transcript has 2 exons.
CAGAAAUUUGUCGGUACGGCGGCGGCGAGAGGUUAACUUUUGGAUAACGUGUCAGCGCUGUGGGUAGCGCUUCCACCGUCAAACUGGCAGCCAGCACCCUCACCGCGAUGAACCCCCAUUAUCAUCCCUACGGAGGUCCGGAGUUGACGUCUCCGCACCCUCCGAGUCCAGACAACAAUAAUUAUUCCGGUCAUCCCGGACCGGGCGGUCCCCACGGACAUCCUCAUAUGCACCCCAGUAAUGGACACAGCAUCGGACCACUUGGACAUCCCGGUGGCCCACACGAUCAAUUCUCACAUCCGCACCAUCAGCAUCCGGCAUUCAGCAGUGCAGGUCCACCGCCCGGAGCGCCGCACCAUCCUCAUAGUCUUAAUAAUAACAAUAAUAAUAUCAAAAUAUGUGGUGGUUGUGGUGGAAAAAUCGUAGAACGUUUCCUUCUCCAUGCACUGGAUCGCUAUUGGCACAACAGUUGUUUGAAAUGCUCUUGCUGCGGGGCGAUGUUAGCGGAUAUUGGCACGUCGUGCUUUACAAAAAGCGGAAUGAUCCUUUGUAAACACGAUUAUACGAGGUAA